Messenger RNA from Periconia digitata, 4437 nucleotides. The record is from the annotation of a GenBank genome assembly. Lineage: Eukaryota; Fungi; Ascomycota; Dothideomycetes; Pleosporales; Periconiaceae.
GCGAAGUGAAUUUGCAGAAAGGAUCGAGCGCCCCAAAGCACGGGUACCAAUAUAUAGUCAAAUCCGCUCCUACAAUCUUGUCUGACUACGCCGUAGUUAUAGUCGGUGAUAAUUUGAAUCGCACCAGAUUCCUCAUCCUUUGCAUCUGGAAAGUACGUUGCUUGGCGUGUACACAUCCAGCAGAGAUGCGAUCAUGGACGCUGCUAUGUGGAGUGGUAUUAGCUGGUCGCUCACAAGCUGGUUUUGAUGCUGAAUUCCAACGGCCUAAGGUAGACUAUAGGAGAGUAAAUUCGACAACAGCAUUGAGUUCAUCGAUAGCAUCAGGGGCAACAACAAGCCUUUCCUCAAAGCCGACGUCCUCAUCCCUGUCCAGUUCCUCGAGCACCAAGACAUCUAUCUCAUCGUCUAGCGCUGUCUCAAAUACGGAAUCGAAAGCUGUUACAUCAGUAGAUGCCGAACAAUCGAAUCUACCGCAAAGAAUACAAACCACUCGCCCCGAAGCUACUAGAAAUAGCUCCAUAGUAUCGAUCCAAACAACAUCUGCUGGAGACAGCUCUGUACUAUCGAUCCAAACAACAUCAUUUCGCCCCGAAGCUGCUGGAAAUAGCUCCGUAUUAUCAAUCCGAACGACAUCGAUUCGCCCUGGCGCUACAAGAAAUGGCACAAUAACAACGGCCAUCGUCCCAUCUACAAAAUCGAGGCCUCCAUUCGCGCUCAUUUCGGGGAAUGGAACUUGCACAGGCUGUAACUUGGAUGUCCUCAGAAGCAGAACAACAACAGGUCCGAGCUGGUCAUCUUACGUUGUUACUGAAACGAUCCUCAACAAGACUAUACAUUACUAUACUGGAGAGCCUCCAGUCCUCCAGACCACAGAGGUCGUUCAAGAAAUCCUGUCACAGACCAAGACAGUUGUGUUUGCCGGGAAUCAAACAGUAUCGCAUGGGGCCCCUACUUUCAAGAUAGUUCCCACUGAUGGGGUCACCUUAUAUCGAGAAGUGGGGCCAGUUUAUGUUAUAUAUCAAGCCAUGGAGGGCGGAUUGAACUCACCACACACGGCGGAGUCUGGAGCGUUGAUCAGUCAGACAGCUUGCAGCCCGCAAGCUUCCCCUCUAGCAUAUGCGACACCUACACGCACCGAAGACUGGGAUUUCUUCAUCGAAACCUUCACAGGAAGACCAACUGCGGGGCCAAAGAACAAAGGCAUUCCUCCCCGUCUUCUGGGUUAUUUGAAACAGAAUCCGCAAUUACAGGAACAGUUCGCCGGACAUGAUAUUGCCACUUGCACUGCCCCCGCGGAGGCACCCACUGAAUCUUUUCCUAUCGACGAGGAACCGGCAACCAGCACUUCCCCUAGUAGUGUUAGUGCACCAAGUCAAUCAGGUAGUGUUGUUGCACCAGGUGAACCAGCUCCUAGUGAAAGUAGUGGUGGUGAUACUGCACCAGAUCCUACUGAAAGCGUUGGUGAUGAAGAACCAACCUCGACUGGAUCUAGUGCUACAGCUACUGGAACUGGUGUUGCAAACCCUCCUAACCAAGGAUUACCCUCGAAAGGAAAUCCACCUCGGCCGCCAAAGCCUUCGAAACCGGCACCAACCCAGAGUGCGUUUUUCCCGAAGACAUCAGAUAAACCUGCCUCGACAUACCUCAGCACUACAUUCGAAUACACCACAACCCACACCACAGUACAAGGCUGUCUCAGAUGCGACAGCGAUGCGCCAAGUCCUACCGAUCCUGCUCAGAAUCAACGAGGACGACCUGACGUGGAGCCGGACCUCGCACCAGAGCCCGUCACAAUUCCGCCGGCGCCUUCUACGACCUUUUCUUUCUUUCCACCAGUGCCCAGCCCACCUCCUGCGAAUACUAUCAAGAUUGGCGACGAAACCUUUGACGUGCGCCCCGUGGACACUCCACAGUUCAAGCCUGUCCAACCUCCAUCAAACCCUGAUAAUCCUUUUAUCGUAAACGGCCCAAAUACACUCCCAAGCGAUUCUUCCCAGCCAAUUUCACAACCUCCAACAGGUCCUGGGAUACCGGUACCAAACAACCCUGCUUUGCCCCCAGCAAACCCAGGGCGACCUAACGAUCCCGCUCAGCCGAAUGUGCAACCUCCUGUGCAGCCCGCUCCGAAUCCUAACAACCCCACGAUACCAAAUGCUCCACCACCACCGGCAGACCCGUCCCAGGGGAAUCCGUCUCAGCCCCUCCCGCAGGCAGGGUCAAAUCCAUCAAACCAACCUGUUCCAGCCGGCCCAGAUGCAGGAUCGAACAUACUGAAUCUACCAGUGCAGACCGGCGCGCAAACAGGGCAAAAUCCACCGAACCAGCUCUUGCGACCUGCUCCACAGACCUCGCUGGGUAGCCAGCCUAACCAAGCACCAAAUUUUUCUGGGGAUGUCGUCAUUGGCUCUCAAACACUGAGCGCUGGCCAAACCACCAUUAUGAAUGGAGCAACUGUCAUCGUUCCCACAUCAGGAGGAGGCUCUCAACUUAUCGUAGAUGGCGCCACACAUACCAUUACACCCACACCUCCUAUGAUCACGGAAAAAGCCACCAUCUCAUUAGGCGGAGAUAAAAUACCCGCGAGCGUCAUUGGAGGAACUCCCGUCUUUGUGCUUGGCCCGUCAGACACUCUUACACUUGGUGGAGUCGCUACCGUCUCGGGGACGACAUAUUCUUUGCCCGCGUCGGGAUCUGGCUCGGUUGUGGUCGCCAAUGGCGCGACUUCGACGUUGAGUGCAGCUUCUCCGGCCCUCACAGUCGGUGGACCUAGCCAAAUCAGUGCUUCGGUGAAGGACGGAACUACUGCCUUUGUUGUUGCACCUGGACAAACUCUUGCUCCGGGCAGUGUGGUGACUGUGUCCGGGACUACAUUCUCGAUGCCGACAGAAGCAUCUGGAUCAGUGCUUGUUGUCAACGGAGCGACUUCAACUAUUGCUGGAAGUUCGCCUGUUCUGACUCUUGGUGGACCCAGCCAAAUCAGUGCUUCGGUAAAUGAUGGAACGACUGCCUUCGUGAUUGCGCCUGGGCAGACACUUGCGCCGGGCAGUGAGGUGACCAUUUCAGGAACCACUUACUCGAUGCCUUCAACAGCUUCUGGCUCAGUGCUUGUUGUGAAUGGAGCGUCUUCAACUAUCGCCGGAGGUUCACCUGUUCUGACUCUAGGUGGUACGAGUAGCAUCACCGCGUCUGUCAAAGAUGGAACAAAUGCCUUCGUGGUUGCCCCUGGGCAGACACUUGCGCCAGGCAGCGAAGUGAUUAUCUCGGGAACCACUUACUCAAUGCCUUCCACAGCAUCUGGCUCAGUCCUCGUCGUAAACGGAGCUAGUUCUACGCUUUCAGCAGCUCUACCAGUCCUCACAAUCGGUGGCGAGCAAAACGUCAUCAGCGCAACAGUGAAGGAUGGUACAACCGUUUUCGCUAUCGCUCCAGGACAGACUUUGGCACCUGGAUCCGCCAUCACAGUAUCCGGAACCACGUACUCCAUGCCCGCUACAGCGUCCGGAUCCGUACUCGUCGUCAACGGCAGGACGUCAACGUUGGAGCAGCCACUCCCAAUCAUGACCUUACCCAAUGGAGUGCCCGUAUCAGCGUCCAUGAUAGGUGGCGUGACCGCUUUCGUGAUCGGUGCCGGACAAACGCUCACGCCCGGUGGCAACGUCACCGUGUCUGGAACGAUCUACUCGAUGCCUGCGACGAGAUCGGGGGGCGGGUUCGACGUCGUUGUUUAUGGCCAGGCAUCAACUUACAGCCCCACAAGGGCUUCGGUCUCAGCUUCAACGACCGGCGCCCGCGAUUCUGGCGGUGAUAACGCUGGUGGCGCCGCCAACAAAGUCGCGUCUUCCACACCGAGCACUGGGGGCGGAAGCAGUCUGAGUCAGGCAGGAUUCGAUAGAUGGGUGGAGAGCAUCUUGCUGAGCGUGGCUGGAUGGAUGAUCUUCUUGAUAUGAUUUAAUGCAUAGCCUCUUUUCUUUCAUGUCCAUGUUAUUUAGGGUGAACAUCACCAUAUUAUUUUUCCGGGGCAGUGUUUUCGCUACUUAUUCCAAAUAUUCUCUCGGUUGGCCUGGCUAGGACAUGGGUGCUUGUUUCCAGCAUUUGUCAUUGCAUCACACGCGUCUAUCAUUGUUUGUAACAUAGAAUAUCAGCGUAGGUACAACGGCCAUUUCUACAAUGGAAAUGUCUAAAAUAAUAAUUCAUCACAUUCAAAUCGGUUGUAAAGCAAGAUCAUUAAAAGACGUAUAAUUAUCCGGAACACCCAAUAUCCCAGCCAACCAACGAAACGACGAUUGCAGCAAGCUAACCACCUCCAACAAACAAGCAAAAAAAGGGGGGUCAAUGCCCGCCCGAACGCUUACAUCCGUCCACCAUCCAUCCGCCUGUUGCGCGCGCACAACUUUCAUCCGCAUUAUCGUUCAUCCCACGUCCUACUUUUAAGCGAAC